AUGUCUUUUGCUGAGGGCUCAUCGCAAUACACCCAGUCGCCUCGACUCUCGCACUACCAGCAGUAUGAUUCAUCAACGCCGCCUCCUCCUCCGCCGAAACCUUUGAGCGGCAGAGAGACGCCAUCCAGAGGACCCCCACUGCCCCCUCCCCCUCCAGCUCAAGGACACAUGAACUCGCAGAAUGGCUAUAGCAAUCUACCCACGAAUCAAACCCCGCUUCCAGAACCAGGCUGGCUUCCCUCAAAAGUUCACGACUUAUCCACGAACGACCUUAGACGUCUACUGGAGGACCCAGAAUUACAAGCCGCUUUGUUGAACGACCCGGAGAACACGCAUCCAUCCAUUCCUGCCUCCCAGGAAACACUACGUCGUAUACUUGACUCAAACAUCCAAACAGCCUCCUCGCUACAGCAAGUCGAGUCUCGAUUGUCUCAUCAACGCGCUGCUACUCAGUCCCGCCUAAUCGCCCUUCGUGCCCUCGAGCAACAGCACAAGUCUAAAAUUGUCGAGACUGAAGACACUUUGAAGGGCUUCAGCCCCAUGGCUUUGUAUCAGCGCCUCAACGCUAGUGCUCAGGAACAGGACGCUCUGGUAAAGGGAAUCGAGGAUAGCUUCUUGGACGAAGGCGGCCUUGCUCCGGAUAGAGAAGUCCAGGACUUUGUUCGUCGUUUGAGAGAAGCCAAAAGAGUUGCCUUUUUGCGCAACGAACGCAAAGAGCGCUGGGAUGAAGGCAGAGUCGGCGGCUGGAGAUGA
Aureobasidium pullulans EXF-150 is the source of this 753-nucleotide messenger RNA. RefSeq lists its product as uncharacterized. Gene Ontology annotation, biological process: ubiquitin-dependent protein catabolic process via the multivesicular body sorting pathway; protein targeting to vacuole; protein targeting to membrane. The transcript has a single exon. Gene Ontology annotation, cellular component: ESCRT I complex. Lineage: Eukaryota; Fungi; Ascomycota; Dothideomycetes; Dothideales; Saccotheciaceae. Bases 1 to 753 code for a protein of 250 amino acids. The record is from RefSeq and is a predicted model, not a curated record.